This is a messenger RNA of Paramecium octaurelia, 315 nucleotides long. The record is from the annotation of a GenBank genome assembly. NCBI's taxonomy places the organism in Eukaryota, Ciliophora, Oligohymenophorea, Peniculida, Parameciidae.
AUGUGCAAUCCCAUCAAAUCGUCUAAAUUUCCACCUCCUCCCCUCUCUCCCGAUCCAACUCCAAACAAACCUCCUCCUUACCCCCUCCUUUCAGUCUGCCUACCAUUAUCCCCCAAAUCAUCGUCUAAUCCAGACAAAUCAUACAAUAUUCCCUCCGAAGUCCCAAUCCACAAUCUCCCAUCAAUGAAUUACAAUGUGGGAUCCUCCACGAUUAUCAUACUUCACGCCAAUCGUAUUUCUACUCAACAAACUACUCCAUUUUUUGAAAUCAUUUCCAUUGCAAUCAGAUCCUUAUUCAUAUUUGAUUUGUGCUGA